AUGGACAUGGAUUUUCUACCUCACAGUUUCGCGAUCUUCACAGCGAGUGGAUUAUGGAGAUCCCUGAGAUGGUCAUCGGGGCUGAAGAAACAUGUAUACGAUUGUUACACCUUUCUUAUCCUCGUUAUUGUGUAUUUAUUUGGUUUCAUGGAAUUUGUCGAUGCAAUGUGCGACUUCGGAAACGUUGAGGAGAUGGUUAGCGCGUCUUUCAUGCUUCUCACGACAGGUAAUACAUUUUGUAAGGCUCUUAACAUGAUGAACCGACGGAAAGAUAUUAAUAUUUUUGCAAUAUUGAAUGACGACGUUUGUCGGAGUAAGAACCAAGAAGAAGACGAGAUUCAAACCAAGAUUAAUAUUCGCAUCAGGUGGGUUUGCACAUCGCGUUGUGCUCGUGUUAAGAGUGCAGUUGUUACGAUAACAAUAUCGUCAGUAAAACAGAAUGUACCCGAUCGUACAUUACCAUUCAAAGCUUGGAUACCAUUGAACUACAGUUCAGAUAACGUCUAUUGGUAUUUCUAUUAUUAUCAAGUGAUAGCAUACACCACAGUGGGAAUAAUUUCCAUAGGCUACGAUACAAUGGUGGCUGGAAUUAUGCUGCUCACUGGUGCACAGUUGAAAAUCUUCAAGUUCAGGUGUGAAAAUAUGCUCGCAAAUGUCGAGGAGGAGCAGAAAAAAUCAAAUUUGUCUAAAGUAGAUCUGGAGAGGAAAAUUCUGAAGCAAUCCGUGUGGCAUCACAAGACUAUCCUCCAGUAA
This is a messenger RNA of Diachasma alloeum, 753 nucleotides long. It is a transcript of the gene Or107cte, whose product is annotated as odorant receptor 46a-like. Bases 1 to 753 code for a protein of 250 amino acids. Gene Ontology annotation, cellular component: plasma membrane. The transcript is spliced from 2 exons. The record is from RefSeq and is a predicted model, not a curated record. Gene Ontology annotation, molecular function: olfactory receptor activity; odorant binding. Gene Ontology annotation, biological process: detection of chemical stimulus involved in sensory perception of smell; sensory perception of smell. NCBI's taxonomy places the organism in Eukaryota, Metazoa, Arthropoda, Insecta, Hymenoptera, Braconidae.